Molecule: messenger RNA, 4390 nt
Organism: Homalodisca vitripennis (glassy-winged sharpshooter)
Lineage: Eukaryota; Metazoa; Arthropoda; Insecta; Hemiptera; Cicadellidae
Product: cytokine receptor-like factor 3
Exons: 7
Coding region: 331-1629 (432 amino acids)
Molecular function (GO): protein binding
Source: RefSeq, a predicted model, not a curated record
UAAUUGAAUGUAAACUGUAAACAUAACUGUCCACCCAAGUUUGUAUUUGAUUGGUUAUGUUAUUGAUUGUUAUUGUUUACUUUUUACUAACGUGUGUUUGUCCGAAUUUUUAAGGUUCAUAUUGUAGACUGGAGUAGCUAUUUUCUGCAUACCCUAUUAACCUAUUUGGUUGAAGCUAAUCAAUGUUCUAGUUCUAUUACAAACAAUCAUAAGGCUAAUAGACUAUUUUAAUAGAUAAGGUUGACUCUUAGAGGUUUUUUUUAUUAGGUUGGUCUUUAAGUUCUGUAAAUGCCAACAUAUUAACUAGGAAUUGAAGUACAGUCAGUAGUUAUGGAGAAUAUUUCUAAAAAGACACUACUAGAAACUGUUGAUACUGCAAUUGAAUACUCUGCAAAAUUAGGAAAGAAUUUAAAUUCUGUUUUAGGAGCAGAACAGCAAGUGAAUGAGACUGCAGAAGAAAGUUUAGCAGAGAUUGAUGCAGCCUUUGACGAACUCACAAAGUCCGUACUGGAUGCACUCAACAAAAGGAGGGAGACUCUUAAGAAGACAAUCUGCAGUAUCAGAGAGGAGGGUCUGACACCUCUCAAGGGUUGCAGAGAAAUUAUCAAACAGACUCUGAAGAAUACCCAGUGCUACAUCUGCGAGGGACAAGAUCUUCUGGAUUUGUGUGAUAAAGAUAGAAUAGAUUCCGACCGAUGCCUCAAAUUUCUUGAUCAGUCUUCUCUCCUUGGAAGCCUUCCUGCUGUACCCAACAUGGAGGAGGUACCGGCCAUCACAUUUCAGCUGAACUUGGACAGCCUUCAGUCCAGCCUGGUCUCAAGCAUACUGUCUGCUGGAGAAGUUUCCAGGAUGGGACCCGUCCAGAUAACAUCCGUCCUUGAGAAGCCCGGAGCUCUGCUUGUACAUUGGGAAGAGGUGGAGGACAGAGGAGUGGAUGACCACACAUACCUGCUGCAGCUGGCGGCAGGCUUCCACCCCACCCCAGUGCCUAACAGGUCCGCUGCCGUGUACCGAGACGUGUACCGGGGUCCUGAUACCAGUUGUGUGGUGCGAGACGUGAGGCCAGGGGCUCCUUACACGCUCAGAGUCUGUGGGUGUGGAGAGCAAGGCCAGUGGGGAGCCUGGAGCCUGCCACGCCUUGCCACCACCCACCAGCUCGCAUUCCGAUGGUCUGACACCAACCCACACUACAGCACUAGUGUGGAAGGAAAGAUAGCCACUAAGCUGGACAACGUAGUUUUGCUCCUGUCUUCCAUAGGGAAACAAUUCGGCCCUCAGCACUCUAUAGAGUUUACGGUACUGGAAUGUCCAGAACACAGACAACCCUGUGAGGGAGUUGGGGUGGCAGAUCUACUGGAAGAGACAAACACACUGGUGCAAAGAGGAUGUGUGGCCCUCAGUGCAUUUGGGUCCAUAUACGUGGAUGGAGUUGAGAAGACUACGAAGCUGCCUGCGCUCACAAGAGGCUCCCGGGUGACAUUCACAUGUGAGCCAUUGACGGCUAAUCGCGUGAGACUGCAGGUGGACAGCGGCAACAAAGCUGUCACUUACGACUGGCGCGUUUCUAACACAACACUCAGUUUCAUCGCACUCUGCACCCAGCCAGGCUGGAAACUCAUGGUGGAGUAACAUUGGGAGCUGUAAAUCUAAAUGUUUCUAAUUUUAUUUAAGAAAAUAUAAUUUAGAUAAAUUGUCAAAUAGUAAACUAUUACUAGCUUCUUUCUACCAGUUUUAUCUACGUCAAUACUAGUGACAUUUUUAUCAGGUAUUUGAAGUUAACAAUUUAAAGCCUUUUGUCAGAUAAAUUACCAUCUGUAUGGAAUGAGUGUGGGUGUCCUGCAUAGUCUUGUUACUAUCAAUUCUUGCUGAUUCUUAAACAGAUUAAUAAUUUAAGAACCCAGUGACCAAAAGGAUCUCCUAAGGAUCUGUUGUUUAUUUGAAUGCAGUAUAACAAGUGUAGGUAAUUUUUUAUUUUAGACAUUAUGCUUUUUUACAAAUUCUCUGACAUCAACUGUUUCAGAUCCUUCUCUAUUAUGUAGACAGAUAUUUUGGCAUUAUAACUUCUGUAUAAUGCCAAAAAAAUUUGAAUGCAGAUUAUAAUAAGUUUCAUUUAAUACAUCCUAAACUGAAGUGUUCAUGAACUGAAUAAAUGUAAAGAUUUUUCACAUUAGUAUAAAACUGAAAUCAAAAUAAAAUACUCCAAUUAAUUGUUUGUUGUAUAUUCAAUAAUUAGCACUUAUUACUGAUUAAUGUCCAAAGUGGUAUUUGGCUUUGCCAAACAACCUGCCAUCACUUCAUUCGAUAUCCCAUAUCUUCUCCACUGUCUCUCGUCUAAUUCAUGUCAAUAAGCACUUGGUCUUUUCAUUUUAGGUGCCCAGGAAGUCUUCUCCAUCAAGGUAUUCUUCCCAAAUUUGCUAGAUUAAAGUGCCAUCUCUCUUUCUUAUUGUCUGUUGGUCCUCCAUAAACGUCAGCAUUUGGUUUUGGCUGUACUGUUAGAUGUUUUUAAGAGAUUGUGUUGUUAUAUUUUAUACUCCACAAUUUGUUUUCUCAUGUUGGACCAAAGACUUCUUAGUACUAUAUUUUCAAAAUUAAUCAGCAUUUCUGCUUUCAAGAACUUAUGACUCCGUUCCAUGCGGAAGGAUUGGUCUUAUUGUUGUUUUGUAAUUUUGUUUCAUACAAAACAAAACCAUAAUUAUUACUAUACUAAUUAAUAACAUAAUCAGUGUUUUAAUUUCAUUAAUUUAUAUUUACUAAAAUAGCUUGGUUAGUUGUAAAUAAAUAUUGUUUUCUUGUAUUAAAUAAUUGUUUACAGUUUUAAAUUCUUCUUGUGUAUAUAAUGUUGAAUUUAGUUGUUUUUGUUUCGUUGUUAGAUCGAUGAAUCAGUAUGUGUAGAGACAUUAUACAAUAUUUAACCAUUUUUAUUUCUUACUUUAGAAUGGUAGCCUAUUGUUGCCAACUAGUUGUCUAAUUUAUACAGCAUUUGUAUUGCCAUUUUAAUUUUCACUAUAAUACAUAAACUUGUUCACAAUAUGUUUACUAUUAUUUACUAUGUGAAUAGUAUAAAAUAAAUAAUACUUUAUUUUCCAGUUCUUCUCUAAUGUGAGAGGUUUUAACUAUAACAGUGGCAAUGUACUGUUAUAUUCUGAUUACAGACCAUUUACCAUUUUUUGGUUGAUGGAUGGCAUUCAACAGAUGGUUGUUGAUUUUUUUGCUAAUUUUUUAUGCUUGAAAUACCAAUCAAUAUAAUUCAAUCAGUAUUUGAAACAUACAUCUCUAUUCUGGUUACACACACUAUGGCCACUAAUAAUUUUUUAGGACUUUACAAUGUCAAAGAAGCAAAUAAUUUGUAUUAAAACAUAUUCUCAUUCUAAUUUUAAAGAAGUCCUUACUAAUUUAUUUGAACAAUUUUGUAUUAACAUCUGACUUAUAGUCUUCUUAAAUUGUUAAAGAUGAAAACUUAUAAUUUCCUAUGGUAAUUUGUUGUGUAGUUUAAUGUUCUAUAUUCACAAUUUUUCCAAGGUAUUUUAUAUUUACAGUGUUGCAUUCUCAGAAUACUUAACUUCUUGUUGGUGCCAAUGGACUGAAUUAUUUUGUGGAUAUAAAUGUAGAUUUUCUUUAGUGCAUAUCAAACUUUUUUUUAAACAACAAUGAAGGAAAUGUAAUGACUUGUAAUGUUUGAAAAAGUGGCUUGCAAAGCAAGGGCUUUAACAUUGUACUCCCUAAAUUAUACAUAUGGCUUUCAUUUGCAUCUUGAAGAUUUUACUUAAAAUAUAUGACUGUCCCCAUAUUAAUAUUCCAUAUUAAUAGUCCUUAGUAAAGGACUCAAUUUUGUAAUAUACAAUUUUACUUUUAUAAUGUAUUGCAUUUUAAGCUUGACACCAUGUUAUUUCUUGAAGAAAUUAACAAUAAAGAAUUCUUUGAUUUGAUUUGAUUUUAAUAUUCCAAGACUAAACAUGAAUAAAUUUGUAAGAGAACAUCUUCAAGAUCACUGUAUUUUGUUUUUUGAAUGUCCUUUAUUCAGUUUUUUAAUGAAGAAGUUUGUAUUUUCAUUCUAAGGAAAGUAACAGUUAAGUAUCCUAACUAAGAAUUUGAUGGGUCAUUUUUUUAAAGUUGUCCAUAGUUUAUGUGAACAAAUCAAAUUAAUUUUGUGGAAUUUUUUCUAAUUUAUGAUAACUUUAUUAACAUUACUCUAAAUAAUAAAUUUAUAAGUUGUAACAGAACAAUUUUUCUUUAAUUAAGUAUAAUUUUAAUUCCUGUGUCAUCUGCAUAUAGAAACCAAACAACAGUUAGUAUAGUAUUAUUAUGAAUGCCAUUUACACGAAUUUUAAAGGGUAGGGAACCUAUAUGAGAAAAUGUUAUUAUUAUAAUAUUAAAUAUUGUUAUUUAAUGA